UAAAUUCUACAGCACUAACCUGUUUGAAUGUGACAGUAGAUACCACCGUGAAUGCAUUUUUCUGGUUCAGCAACAUUUUUUAAUGUAUUUCUCGUUUUUAACCACUCCCACAAAAUCAAGACUCUGUAGUGCAGGUGUCUGUUGCGUUUGACAAAUGUUCCAUAAAAUAACACUGAUACACACAGUCAUGGCAAAAUCUGAUCUCAUCAUACUUAUCAUCUUUGCACAUUUGGAUGUUUUGUUUUCUGAGGAUUCCUGUGGGUAUUUUCAAUUGAUGGAACAUUUGAAGCUGACUGAUUCUGUGCGUUUUUUACAAUCUCGACCAGUAGAUGAUUGGAGAAAGCCUACUCAAGUCUUCAUUGACUCCACCGUGGCUAACAUUAUUCAACUGGAAGGGACAACACAAAGCCUUAUAAGUCUGCUGUGGUUGGACAUGAAAUGGAAAAACAGCUUUAUAUCAUGGGAUCCUAAUGAGUUUUGUGGAAUGGAGUCAAUGACAAUGCCAUUGGACCUGUUGUGGUUACCAGACCUCUAUAUCUAUGAGAUCAUGGAUGAUGAUGUAAGCCCUGUGGUCAAUGUUUUAGAAGUGAAGCAUGAUGGCUCUGUUAAACAAUCCAAGCCUAUAAGACUUGUUAGUGCCUGCAAGUUGGACAUUUUUGGAUUUCCUUUUGACACCCAAAGGUGCACAAUAACAUUUGGUCCUUAUGUUCAUACAGUGGAACAAAUAACUAUGGUUGCAGCGUCCAACUCUUCUGUUGUAACCCAGCUCUCCAGGGACAAUUUCUCUAAAAGAGGAGAAUGGGAACUUCUGCAUAUUGAUGUCCAGAACCUAAAUCUUUCUUUCAGUGGCAUUCUGUACAGUCAAGUCAAAUACACGAUAACAUUAAAAAGGAUACCGAUUGUGUACGUGGUGAAUUUGAUAUGCCCAGCAGGGUUUCUGAUAAUCCUGGAUUUUGCUGGCAUGUUUAUUUCAGUAACUGGAGGGGAAAGGCUGGGGUUCAAGGUCACAGUUGUCCUUGGAUUCUUGGUUCUGCUUCUAAUACUGAAUGAUCAGCUACCCAACACAGACGUGUCUCCCAUUCUUGGGGUGUUUUGCUUACUUUGCUUUGCCCUGAUGAUAAUAAGCAUAAUGGGUACAAUCGGAGUCUUGUACAUGGUGGAAAUGUCGUCGAUGAGCUCUGAGGUGCCGAGCUGGAUGAAAAAGUGGGUGCUGAAGCACAUGGCAAAAGUCCUUCUUGUGAAAACCAGUCACACAGCAGAUACAGGAGCUGAUGAGAACAUUAUCGGUUUCUCAAAUUCCAGCGUACCAAGCACAUCGAUUCAAAUGAAAAAAGCCUUGGAGAAAACAAGCAGGAAGGACAGUAAUGAAGCAAUACUGCUGAAGAAGCUGCUGCUUGAAAUCUUAAUGAUCAGACGUCACUUGGCCAACGCUAGACUCAAGGAGGAAUCACAAAAUGACUGGCACAUGGUUGCUUAUGUCUUAGACAGGUUUAUCUGUAUAUUUUACUUUUGUAGCAUAGUAAUCAGUAUGGGAGUGUUAAUUACUGUUUGGGCAAUUCCACACAUUUAGCAAAUUCCAUUUGUUCUGCUUCAGCAGCAAGCAAAUUAAAUUAGAACUCAACAUGCUACUAAAGUCAUUUUUGAUAUCAGCAUUAAAUAAAGAAAGCAAAAAACUAAGAAUUCAAUCACCUGGUCAAUGAUAUUAGACAAUGUCAAACCCCAUCAUAUGUGCCGACCUGAAAAAUUAUUUUUUCUUUUGUUAUAAAACUUUAUUCAUUCGUUUUUUUCUUUCUUUUUUGAUUAACAAACAAGCUAUUUAGGUUACUAAAUCUUUCAUUUUAAACCAAGAGCGCAUUGUGUUAUUAUGAAAUUGUCUGUAUUGUGACUUCUGGUAUUUGAAAAGAGGCCUGAAAAAAAAAAAAAAAGGUUUUGAGAUGAGCUUGAGAAUGUUCUAUUUUGGCCUUUGUAUUUGUUGAUUUUUAUAUCCAGAGAUCAGUGAGUAUACGUUGAAAAUAGACUUGAGACCCGGGACAGAUGCUCCUCUUUUCAAAACCCUACUGCUGCAGUGCAUUGGGAGCUACGGGUGCCAUUCAGAUAGGAGAGGGUCGACCCUAUGAGGUAGUCAAAGCCAUUACCAAUAGCACAACACAAGCGUGUACACACAAUGCAAGCAGCCAGACAUGGAAAGCAGCCAGACAUGGAAAACAAAACCACAGAGGUCAGAGCCUAAACUCAACUCAACAUAAUGAAGGUGAAAACUUUGGUUUUUUGCCACCGUGACCCACUAGAUGGCAGUAACGUGCAUAUUUUUUUUUUAAUUUGUGUUAUUUCUCUCAGCCUGUUGCUGUAGAUUUAAUCUGAAAAUAAAACUAUUCCCAUUUAGCUUUCACUUUCAUAUUCUCACAGAACAAUGCUCAGCACUGCAAGCUCCGCUAUGUUGCAGAAUGGAUGAGGUAGACCUGUACUCGGAGCUGAGCGCUGUGAGGUCUCAGCUGGUGGAUGUGCUCGGUCUGGAGGCUGCUGGGGUUCUGCAGCAGCUCUGUAGCUUGCUGAAUGCAGAGGAGCAGGAGGAGGUGAACAGGACUGCAGACAGGAAGGGGAGAGUCUCACUCAUAGUGGACCUGUUCAGGGACAAAGACCCCGGGACAUGUCGCCAGUUCAUUCAAACCCUCUGCAUGAUAUGCAAUGAGUUGCCCAUGCAACUGGAAACAAGGCUAAUGUCUGCAGCCGGAGAUGGCAAUCCUAGUGAAAUAUCCCCUACAGAGUACCCAAGCUGUGCUCCAGAUGAUCCAUCUCACUCAUUCCAAGAAAACCCCAGACGCCGCCAUGCGACUAAAUCUGUGCAAGCUACUGAAACGAAGUACCCUCGGAUUGAUUUUGCUGAAAGAUACAAGUCCUUGAUGAUGAAGAUGCUGUUGCUCAGGUAUGAAAAAAUCCCCGAAGACCUGCUGAAGCGGGUCACACUGGACAAGACGUUUAUAAGCGUAGUGAAGAAGAACGCGACGAAGCUCAGGGAGCGGAUCGACAGGACUCGAGACGAGCCGUGUGUCUCUCAGGACUCUGAGGACGGCACAGACACUAUGGUAAAGAUCUCGGACUUACUUGAACCGAGCACUACCUCCGAUUCCAGAGUGAUCGUCCUGCUGGGGAAAGCCGGCACUGGGAAGACAAUGCUCAUGCACAACAUCUGUCACCAGUGGGCCAAGGGGACCUUCGCUCAGUUCCAGUUUACCUUUCUCUUUGAGUUCAGGCAGCUGAACCUCGUAAAAAGGACGCUAACAUUGAGGCAGCUCCUUUUUAACUUCUUCCUAAUGCCGGAGGAGGAGCAGGACGCAGUGUUCGAGUUCAUCUCCGCAAACCCACGGGGGGUCUGCUUGAUAUUCGACGGGUACGACGAGUUCCUCGGGAAGUUCAGUCCGGCGACACCAGAUAUCUGCCGGGACCCCCUGAAACCCCUCUCUGUGGCCGAGCUCUUCUCAGGUCUGUACACUGGAAGCAUCCUGAACGGGUGUACGCUGCUCGUCACCUGCAGACCCAAGGACGUUCUGGACCUGCCCCUGAGUGCCGUGGAUCGUGUGGGAGAAGUCUUAGGGUUUGACCACAGAAGAGUCGAGGAGUACGCACUGCACUUCUUCAGGGACAGCCUCUACAAGGAGCAAGCCGUGGCCCACCUCAUGGAAAACAGGAACAUUUUGAACAUGUGCUACGUGCCUGCGUUGUGCUUCAUCAGUUGCGUUUGCCUCGAUGACUUGCUUUCCACAGGAUCCAGCCGGCCUCUGCUUCCCAGCACAAUGACUCAGUUUUAUAUCAACAUGCUGACAGCUUUCCUCAGGAAGAAGGACGCUGUCUCCAGCUCUGUGGCCACAGAGCCGCUGCUGCUGCAGAAGUACCAACAGGAGAUCAACGGAUUGUGUCAGCUCGCCAUGAAAGGACUGGAGAAAAGUAACAUUGUGUUUUACACUCGGGACGUGCCGGAGUCUGUCAUGAGGUUCGCUUCCGACAAUGGAUUUCUCACGGCGUUCGAGGUCAAGAAGGAGGACGGGACCAAAGACCUCGGCUGCGCCUUUGCUCACCUGACCAUGCAGGAGUUCUUCGCUGCCUUGCACUUGAUCACUAGCGAUAGCGUCACCGAGGCCCAGCUCAAGAAAAAGUUCAACCUGAAAUCAAAGUGGAUUUCCAGGAACGACCCCAAGUCUGUGUUCACGGACACCUUCCACAUCUUCGUGUCAGGGCUGUCGUCUCGAGAAUGCACUCAGUUUCUCAGCAGGCUGGCCAGACGCCACUUACCCUGGGUAGAAAAGCGUCAGAAGGUUAUUUUAGAGAUUUUGAAGAAACUGGCAGCUUCCAACCUUACCGGUCCGAAAAUCAUUGAACUGUGCCAUUGUACAUAUGAAACCCAGGACCUGGAGUUAGCGAAGCUCAUCGGGGCGUCCUUGACGUACGAACUAAGAAACUUCAGGCUUACACCGGUGGACAUGACAGCUUUAGUGUUCGUGAUGAAUACCGGGGGGGUGAGCGUCUGCUUGGAUCUCGCAGGCUGCUCCAUGGAACGGGACUGCCUGGAGGUCCUGCCCAGCUGCAAGACCAUCCACACACUCAUCUUCCGGAGCAGGAAAUACGACGACAGAUUCGCAGAAGCCUUGUCUGCUGUGCUACCUAAGAUUGGAUCUCUAAAGAAGUUUGAGUUUGUCGGGGGACAUAUUACCAAACUGGGAGCCACUAAACUGGCCAGUGCAAUUCAGCACUGUCAUCAUCUUGAAGAGAUAAAUUUUAAUGACAAUUUCCUUACUGAUGAGGGAAUAUCAGAAAUUGCAAACUCUUUUCCAAAAAUGAAGACCCUCUGUAAAAUGACUUUGGGUAACAAUGCUGCUACAGUGGACGGCACCCUCUCCCUGGUCAAAACAAUGAGCACUUGCUCCAGCAUUGAGAAAAUCCAUGUUCUUGGGACCAAAACAGCUGAAGUGAUUUUUAGCAGGGGCUCAGGAAACCUUCCAGAGAGCUCUGCAGGAGAAGCCACUCGAUGCAGCUUGAACAGGAAGCUCAGUCUUGUGAUGUGCAGCAUAACCUCACAGCACGUGGGGCAGCUGUGUGAGAUUUUGCAAAGAUGCCCGGGGCUCUCUGAAGUUGAUUUAUCAGGAAAUUAUCUGCAAGAUGAAGGAUGCAAAGCUCUGAUUGACUGUCUUCCAAGACUUAAUAUUUCAAAGCAGAUCAUUCUGAGUAACAACCACUUCUCGGAAGAGGGAUUGUGCUCGCUGUCACACUCCCUCAAUGUGUGCCCCAACGUGGUUGAAGUGGAGGGCAGACAUAAAUCUCCAGAAACAGCAGUUAUUAGGUUUGCAGGAUCAUCAACAGGAGGCGCAUCUGACAGUGAAGCAAAGGGAGGUGACUCAGGAGGGAAUACAUUGAAACAGAACUUAAAGGUUUCGAAAAAACUCAGGCUGACAAGCUGUAAUAUUCAACCAAGGCAUCUUGAGAAGCUGUUUCAGACAGUGAAGCUCUGCAGUGAUCUGGAGGAGCUCGACUUGUCAGACAACGCGCUGGGAGACCGAGGACUCGCCAGGCUCAUCAAACACCUUCCGGGACUGCAAGGAGUCCGAGUCAUCAAUGUCAGUAAUAACCUGGUCACCAUGGAUAGCAUUGUCUGCCUGGCGGGCUCCUUGUGCACGUGCAAAAACAUCUGUGAAGUUGACAUGAGUUCUGGAGGUGGUAAAAAUCUGUUCAUAAAAUUUCACAGAAGUCCUGUAAGUGAAGCUCCGGGGACCUGUUCUGAAGAGCAUGAAAACGGUCAGGGCUUUUCAAAGAGAUUCAGUCUUAGGGAGAGUGACAUUGAUGCAAGGAACAUGGACAGACUGUGCAGGAGACUGACGCAGUGUGAAGGACUGGCAGAACUCGAUUUUUCUGACAGUGUGCUGGAUGAUAAAUCCAUAGAGAAACUCCUGAGCCAUCUACCGCAGCUGCAGCCGUUAAAACUGCUGAACAUUAGCAACUCCAGAAUCUCAACAGACGGAGCGUUACUGCUGGUGCAGUCUCUGCUGCACUGUGAGCGUGUCAGAGCCGUGGAACUGAGGCCCAAAGGUGAAGCCUUCAUAAAGUUUGUGAAAAUGAAAGCAGACCAAGCAACUUGCAAGUUAAAUGAAUAUAAUCUUGACAAGAAGAACGUAGAAAAACUUUCUGGGAUACUGGAAAAGUGUUCUCAUCUUUCUGAAGUGGAUUUGUCCAGCAAUUUACUAAAGGAUGAAGGAGUGAAGUGUUUUUUGGAUUUCUUACCUAGACUGCAGAUUUCAAACGCUGUCAAUCUCAACAAUAAUAAGCUCUCCCAAGUCGGAGUUCUGUACUUGGUGGAUUCCAUGAGCAUCUGCAACCGUGUUGUGGAAGUUGAAGUUUGCUUGGGGACAGAAGAGAAAUCCCUCAUAAGGUUUAUGCAAGGAGAGGAAAGGAGUGGGGCUGUCAGGAGUAUUUUGCAAGGCGACUGUGCUUCUGUGUCGGAGAGGGUCAAGGCAGGACCUUGUUCUGCAGUUCCCAGACACAUCAGUCUCAAGGAAUGUAGCUUUGGGCUGGAACACUUAGUGAAGCUGGCUGCCAUUCUGGAGAGGAGCCCCAACUUAGUGACGCUGGACCUGUCCUAUAACACACUACAGAAGGAGGGGUUUCCAGCUCUCCAGAAUGCGUUGGCUAAUCUGAAAUCUCUGAGGAGCCUGCAAAUAAGGAACAAUGGCAUGACUUUCGAGGCUGUUGUAAAUCUUGUCCGAGAGUUAAAAGGCUGCCCUGAUGUGCUAACAGUAAGAAUUGAAGAGCCAUGGAUUCAAUCUGAAGGGGCUGUUUGUCUCGUGUUCGCAUGCAUUCAGCUCAACUCAAACAUACUAGAGAUCAGGGUUCAUAAAAACACUGUCCACAUCACAAUGGAAAACCCAAAUCUGCCCACGACAGGAAGUAUGGACUCUGCAGCCAACAGAGAUCUUGGCUCCAGAGCUAGUGUAUUUGCAGGGUGUCAUGUGAGAUCAAUUAGCUUGAUUCAUUGUGGGUUGCAAGACCACAAUCUUCCUCUUCUUACAUCCCUUGGCGAACACUGUUUGCAGCUACAGGAACUGGAUUUGUCUCACAGCAGCAUUGGAAGCAUGGGAGCAGUCACCUUGUCACAGAUUCUCCCUUCUCUAGGGAGACUGAAGAAACUCAGCCUUGAGUCCACACAAGCCACAGCACAUGAAAUGGUGCAGUUGGCUGCAGGUCUGUCCAGGUGCCUCAGUUUAGAAAGCCUGAAUUUGUCACACAAUAAGAUUGGGGAUGCAGGAGCGACUGCAGUGGCUGAUAUCCUUCCAGGAAUGUCUCGACUCAGACAGAUAAACAUUUCCUGUUGCAGUGCUGUUUCCUCCACGGGGGGGUUGGUGCUUGUUCAAGCGCUUUGCAAAUGCACCUCCUUAGAAGAGAUCAACUUGGACGCACUGCCGCUUGAUCCCCAGGGGAUUACCUGCCUUGCUGAAGCGCUCUCAAGUAUGACAUCAGCGAAGAAGUUAAUUUUGAGUGACGUCAACACAAGCGUGGAGGGCGGCGUUUACCUGGUGGACUCCCUGAAGUGGUGCACCCGAAUUGAAGAAAUAGAUCUGGGAAACAAUCGGAUUGGGGACAAGGGAGCUCUUAAACUGGUCCAGCACAUUUCUGGCUGGAAGAAUCUUCGAAAAAUCAGCCUGUCUCAGAACAGCAUUGGUGACGCAGGUGGAAAGAAACUUGCAGACGCUCUUUCAAACUGCAGACUUAUUGAAGAGAUCUGUUUGGCAAAUAACAGCAUUGGUGAUGAAGCUGCAGUUAAGCUGGCUGACGUUUUGCCCAUCAUGACACACCUAAAGGUUUUAAGUCUUCAGGCUAAUAGAAUCACUCCACAUGGUGGCUCGAAACUGGCCCAAAUGCUUCCCACUUGUAAACAGCUGGAGGAAAUCAGUUUGUCAGAAAACACGAUCGGAAGAGAAGGAGCGUUUCAUCUUGCAGACGCGUUGCCCCGUAUGAAGUCUUUAAAGAAACUGGAUCUGAAGCUGAUAAACAUCAGUGACAGUGAUUCUAUCCACCUUGCUGUCAGCCUUGGCCACUGCCCUACCAUUGAAGAAGUCAAUCUGUCCUGGAACUACAUUGGGGAUGACGCUGCUCUGAAGAUAGCGGAGAUUCUGCCCAGAAUGAAGAGAUUGAAAGAACUGGAUUUGGAGUGCAAUAAAAUUACAGAGUUGGGGGCGAAGAAACUAGCGGAGAGACUUCGGAAUUGCCCUGCUGUGAAAGUACUGAGACUGUGGAAAAACCAGAUUCCAAAGGAAGUCGCUCAGGCUCUCCAGGAUAAAGAUUCAAGACUGAAUUUCUCUUCAGUGUGAAACACCCCUGUCCAGCACUGUGGAGUGGCAGGGUGAGAAAACUGUCGAGCUAUUACAACGCACUGGAUCUGUUCAACAGAUGAAAUCUAAUGAAUGUGAUGA
This is a messenger RNA of Acipenser ruthenus (sterlet), 8453 nucleotides long. RefSeq names its product protein NLRC5-like. NCBI's taxonomy places the organism in Eukaryota, Metazoa, Chordata, Actinopteri, Acipenseriformes, Acipenseridae. The transcript is spliced from 60 exons. Gene Ontology annotation, biological process: positive regulation of transcription by RNA polymerase II; positive regulation of MHC class I biosynthetic process; positive regulation of MHC class II biosynthetic process. Gene Ontology annotation, molecular function: protein binding. The record is from RefSeq and is a predicted model, not a curated record. Bases 2445 to 8351 code for a protein of 1968 amino acids.